Molecule: messenger RNA, 1554 nt
Organism: Microthlaspi erraticum
Lineage: Eukaryota; Viridiplantae; Streptophyta; Magnoliopsida; Brassicales; Brassicaceae
Source: the annotation of a GenBank genome assembly
AUGAUGGUUGUUUUAGUAAAAUAUGUCCUCGUGAUAUUGAUGACCUUGAUACUAAGAGUCCUAUACGACUCCAUUUGGUGUUACUUCCUCACACCAAGACGCAUCAAGAAACUGAUGGAACGUCAAGGCAUCACCGGCCCUAAUCCACGCCUCCUCACCGGAAACAUCGUUGACAUCUCCAAAAUGCUCUCUCACUCCAUCUCCCAUGAUUGCUCCUCCAUCCACCACGACAUUGUUCCCCGCCUUCUCCCUCACUACGUCUCUUGGUCCAAACAAUAUGGGAAGAGAUUCAUAGUGUGGAACGGGACGGAGCCGAGGCUGUGCCUGACCGAGACGGGGAUGAUUAAGGAGUUGCUGACGAAGCACAAUGCGGUAACCGGAAAGUCGUGGCUCCAGCAGCAAGGGGCUAAAGGGUUUAUUGGACGUGGUCUUCUCAUGGCCAACGGCGAGGCUUGGCAUCACCAGCGACACCUGGCGGCUCCGGCAUUCACACGUGAUAGACUCAAAGGAUACGCCAAGUAUAUGGUUGAGUGCACGAGGAUGAUGGCGGAGAAGCUGAGAAAGGAAGUUAAGGAAAGAGGAGGAGAUGAUAAAGAGGUGGAGAUCGGAGAGGAGAUGCGGCGGCUCACGGCGGAUAUAAUAUCGAGGACGGAGUUUGGAAGCAGUUACGACAAAGGAAAGGAGCUUUUCAAUCUACUCACUGUCCUUCAGAGACUCUGUGCUCAGGCCACUCGCCACCUCUGUUUUCCCGGUAGCCGGUUUCUACCAAGCAAAUAUAAUAGAGAGAUAAAGUCUCUGAAAACUGAAGUAGAACGUCUUUUGAUGGAGAUUAUAGAGAGCCGGAGAGACAGUGUAGAGAUCGGUCGGAGUAGCUCCUACGGAGACGACCUCUUAGGGCUUCUCUUGAACCAGAUGGAUCACAAGAAGAACAAUCUUAAUGUUCAAAUGAUAAUGGAUGAGUGCAAGACUUUCUUCUUCACCGGUCAUGAGACAACCUCUCUGCUCCUCACGUGGACCCUCAUGCUCCUCGCUCAUAAUCCGACGUGGCAGGACAAGGUCCGCCAUGAGGUCCGGCAUGUUUGUGGUCAAGAUGGUGUUCCCUCCGUUGAACAACUAUCAAGUCUUACCUCGUUAAACAAAGUGAUAAACGAAUCAUUAAGACUUUAUCCUCCUGCCACUCUUCUACCACGAAUGGCUUUUGAAGACAUAAAACUAGGCGACCUAACCAUCCCCAAAGGUUUGUCUAUAUGGAUCCCUGUCCUUGCAAUCCAUCAUAGCAAAGAAUUAUGGGGUGAUGAUGCGAAUGAAUUCAACCCGGAACGCUUUACGACUAGAAGUUUUGCGUCUACUCGCCAUUUCAUGCCUUUUGCGGCUGGUCCUAGGAACUGCAUUGGACAAUCUUUUGCGAUGAUGGAGGCAAAGAUUAUAUUAGCUAUGCUUGUUUCCAAAUUUAGUUUCACAAUAUCGGAGAAUUAUAGACAUGCUCCUAUAGUUGUGCUUACUAUAAAGCCUAAGUAUGGAGUUCAAUUAAUUUUGAAGCCACUGGAUUCGUGA